Messenger RNA from Tetrahymena thermophila SB210, 909 nucleotides. Its product is annotated as zinc-binding alcohol dehydrogenase family protein. Lineage: Eukaryota; Ciliophora; Oligohymenophorea; Hymenostomatida; Tetrahymenidae. Gene Ontology annotation, cellular component: cytoplasm. The record is from RefSeq and is a predicted model, not a curated record. Gene Ontology annotation, biological process: cellular response to oxidative stress. The transcript has a single exon. Gene Ontology annotation, molecular function: quinone reductase (NADPH) activity; zinc ion binding.
AUGGCAUAAGUAACUCCUUCUUAAGUAAAAGCUGUUGGAUUAGUAAGUCCUUAAUGUGAACUCUAAUUGAUAUAAUAAGCUCCUCUAAAAUCUCUUGGAGCUAAAGAUUUACUUGUCAAAAUAGAAGCUGUUAGCAUAAAUCCUGCUGAUCACAUGAUUCUUAAAAGAGCUAGAAGUAAUGCUUUCACAGAGGAAAAUCCCACGAUUGUUGGUUUUGAUGCAAGUGGAGUUGUUGUUAAAGUCGGAACUGACUGUUAACUUUUUAAAGUUGGAGAUUAAGUUUUUUAUGCAGGAAGUAACUUAAGAAGCGGCUCUCAUUAGAAUUAUUAAAUUGUAGAUGAGAGAAUAGUUGGAAAAAAACCAAAAAAUUUUUCCCAUACUGAAGCUGCUGCUAUUCCUUUGGUAGCUCUCACAGCAUAUGAAGGAUUAGUUGAAGAAAUGAAAAUUGAAGAUACAAAAAAAGCUUAAAGAAACGAUAAAACUAUUCUAAUUGUUGGAUGCGCUGGAGGAGUAGGAAGCAUUACAAUUUAAAUUGCUAAAAAGGUCUUAGGUUUAAAAGUUAUUGCCACUGCAUCUAGGGAAGAGAGCAAACAAUUUUGUUUAAAAAUGGGAGCUGAUUUUGUGAUUAAUCAUAGCUAUCCAUUGGUAGAAGAGCUAAAAAAAAUUAAUAUUGAUGGAUUAGAUUAUAUCUAUAAUUGUGUGGAUAUGGGAUAGAAUUAUUUUAAUCAAUUUACAUCUUUGAUUAAACCGUUUGGCCAUAUUCUUGGUAUAGUAGGUUUUGAUGAGCAACUUGAUUUAAAGCCUCUUUUCUUUAAGAGAGCAAAAAUAACUGCUGAAUUUAUGUUUACUCGUUUCUAUGUUUAAUAUAGAACCAGAAAAACAGAAUUAAAUUCUAAAUCGCAUAAGUGA